AUGCCUCCCCACGACCCUCUCGCCGACCGCCUCGCCGCCAUCCCCGAAGCGUACAGAGACGUCUUCACCCGCCUCGUCUCCUCCGCCCUACACCCGGAGCUGAACGUCAACCGCCGCCGCAAAGCCCCUGUCACAGGCACGAGCACGAGCACGAAGAAACGCUCCUCGACCGACGCGCAGCUUGACGUUAUCGACGUCGACGCCGAGGAUGACCACCACGACAACGAUAAGGAAAACAGGUCGUCGCGCGGGGGCCGGUCUUCUGUUAACAAGAACUGCGAUGAGGUCCGCCAGGAGAUUCGCGACUUUCUGGACGCGCGGCAGAUGCAGCCGGGACAGUUUCAACGGCUGAUCGGCGUGUCGGCGAAGUCGUAUCGGGAUUUUGUGGGUCAUAGUGGUCCCGAGAAGGGGGCGAGGUCGGUCACGUUUGUUAAGGCGGGGGAGUUCUUUCGGGGGUUCGAGGAGGGGAGAAGGAAGAGGGCGAAGACGGCUACGGCGGCUACGGCGGGGAAGGGUAGAGGUAGUCGUGCAGCGGAUGGAAACUCGGAGUAUGAUGUUUCUGGUAUUGAAUUGGAGGAUGAGGAGGACGAGGAGCUUGAGGUGCCCGUCUUUGAGACUUGUGAUCGAGUCAGGGACAUGAUCCGGAAGCAUGUUGCGAAGCCCAGGGUCACAAAGGCCGGGUUCCUGAGGGAUGCGGCCAAGGCGGCAUUCCCUGGGGGCGAGAAGACGAUCAACCCCGGUUUGCUGCAGGUGUCCCUCAAGCAAGAGGGCGCCCUCGUGGGAAACACGGGCAUAGUCUUCUAUGCGGCGUAUGUCUUCUUCGAGAAGUUGAGGAUCAAGAAUGGGGAGCCGAAGGAUGAUUUUCGCCUGACCAUGGAGGAGAUCUGGCCCUUUGGGAUCGAGCGAGAGAAGCCGGUCAACGGACCCUGGAUCGUUGCGACCGGAAGUCAGCCAUACAUCAACGAGUUUGGGCAACUUCGGGUCCUGCGAAAUUGUUAUCCAUAG
Molecule: messenger RNA, 1005 nt
Organism: Aspergillus aculeatinus CBS 121060
Lineage: Eukaryota; Fungi; Ascomycota; Eurotiomycetes; Eurotiales; Aspergillaceae
Exons: 2
Coding region: 1-1005 (334 amino acids)
Source: RefSeq, a predicted model, not a curated record